Molecule: messenger RNA, 1661 nt
Organism: Bactrocera neohumeralis
Lineage: Eukaryota; Metazoa; Arthropoda; Insecta; Diptera; Tephritidae
Exons: 2
Coding region: 287-1492 (401 amino acids)
Molecular function (GO): protein binding
Source: RefSeq, a predicted model, not a curated record
UAGUAAAUAUUUAGUUAAUUUUUUUCGGUAUCUUGAUAAAUUAAAAUAUUUAAUGUAACUUAGCAAUAUUGUUUUGUAACAGCUGUUGUGAGAAGAAAUGUCAAAAAUAGGGUCAUAUUAUUUUUUGCUUAUUCUAUCAAAUUUAACUUUUGGACAUACGUUAGCUUUGUCAAUAUACGUUUGUUCAUCUAAACUUUUUAUGUUGAAAAAGUUAAAUCUCCAAAAAAUAAAGUUUUUAAAAUAGUUUUUAAUUGGCUUCAUUUUUAUUUUAAUUCAACUAAUAGAUAUGAAUUCUUUAAAUGAAGAUUGCUUGAUUCAAAUUUUACGAUAUUUAUCAUUGAAAGAACAAAUAGCACUUUUACUCUCUAAUAAAAGUUUCAUUGAUAUUAUUGGGAGUAUGUGGAAAACAAAAUAUAAAAGGCAAUUACGUUUAAAGUUACCACCUGAAAUGCCACUCGAAUUCCAUGAGCUUAAACAAUUUAUAUGCGUCGUGCAUCAACAUGUAGAAAAUCUACAACUCGAACUUGACUCCAAAGAUAUGAUUAGUCUGCUAAAUGGAUAUAAAUUUAUCAAAACAAACAACCUCUGUAUAACUGUGACAGGUUCAGAGAUGUUGGAAUACGAAUUUGUAACUAUCUUAUAUGAUACUUUCCCAAACCUAAGGCAUCUGCGACCAAAUGGAAAAUUUACAGGUGCAGGCUUUGUAUUGUGGAAACACUUGGAACAACUAACAAUUAGUUCCUGUUAUACAUUUCAAUUUAACUACUUAGAACGGAUACUGCAAGAAUUGCCAUUACAUACAUUAGUAUUGAAAAGUUUUAAAAUGAAGGAUCCACACCUAGCAGAGGAUUCUCUGCAAUGUUGUACUCUAAGCCAUUUGGUUGUUAAUUCUUAUGAGUUGUCUUAUUUUACGCCACAAUUAAAGAAUUUGCAUUAUUUGAAGGAGUUAAAUAUAACUGAUUUAUACUCGACAGCCAAUUUGGAUUCACUCCACAAUAAGCUCGGAGAGCUGCACAACACUCGGCACAUUGAGGGGAUAUAUUCACGUGACAUUACAGCAAUAUUUCCAAAAAUUAUUAACUUUCGGAUGCAUACCCAUUUGAGGCAAUUAGUAUUGGCCUUCGAUCCUUUGGCAUUUUCCGAUAUGCUUGUUUACAUCUCUUUAUUACCUACGUUACGUGUGUUGCACUUUCAUGCAUGCUAUGUACGUAGCGAGUUGGAAUUUAAAAAAUUGUUUUUGCUCUCUGUACAUUUGGAUGAAAUAAGUUUAGAGGAUUGCAUUAUCAGUUACGGUAGUAAUCCGUGUCUAGAUAUCAACGACGUUGUCGUGAACCGUACAAAGGCGCUUAUAUUAAAUUUUUAUGCAAAUAAAUUAGAUUGUGACAACAAAAUGGCUCAGCUGCAAUUGAAAGGUAGUAGCAAUUUGUUUCGACUGGAGUGUGAACAAAAAUUGAUGAAACGUUGUGGAUACUUAGUUUAUGAAUUUAGUUAAUUAAAUAUAUCAUACAUCAUAGGAAAAUGUGUUUUUAUAUUAAAAAUGAAAUGAAUUUAGGCUCGAAUACGUAUUAUAUAUAUGUUUGUAUGUAUAUAAUUGUAAGCUUCAAUUAAAAAAAACUUUAUUAUUUCCUACUAUCAAAAAAAUCAACAUAUAUAUUUUAAAU